ACUUGGCCUUCUCUAUCUUGUUCAUUGACCAUUUUUAUAAUUUUAAACCCUCUGCAAAACAAUAAUUAAUUACUUAAUAUAAUAAUCAAUUAAUCAAAUAAAUAAAUAAAAUUUAACAAAACAAAAAAUACUGACAGGUGUCAACUUCAACAGAUUGUUUUAGAAAAUUUCAUUGGAUGGUUUUAAUUUUAGAAACACAUGUCCUAUUGGUUGCUAAGCAACGUUUAUAAAAACACUUCGAAUUAUACAGAUAUGGAGUAUGUAUGUUUAUAUGAGAGCAAGUAUGAAGGACAAUUAGUGUUUAAUGAUGUUUUCACGUAAUUCGGGUAAAUUAAAAAUAGCUGGAGACUAUCGUGUUAAUCAAUCAAUUGAUAAUUUUAAAAUAAAAAUAAAAAUCGUCCAGCAAAAAUCUCCUCUGGUUGAAUUAUUUGACUCGCAAGAAGAAAUUCACGACUCAAAUUAUCUUGAGUCCGAAGAAAAAACAAUAACUUGGCAAGAAAAAAUAUUCAGUUCUCUCGAAGUUAAAUUAUAUUCUGAAGAAAAAAAUUGCAGUACAAAAAUCCACAAAGAGUAUAACGAAGUAAUUAAAAAUGAAAGUGUCCAAGGAUCGCGACUAUUUACCUACACUUCCGAUGACGCUUAUUAUCGGGAUAAAUCGCCGGUGACUAAGAAAAAUUAUAAGUCAUUAUUAUCAAUUAAGAAUGAGUGUGCGCUUCCCACGAUUAAAAACCGCAAGCCGUUUAAUGAGCGGUACAACAAACAAGUUAUCGAUGACAAUCCAACGGACACGAAAAUUCGAUCAAAUCACUAUUUGUACCGAGAUUGUACGGUAAUGCAUAUAAUGGUGGAUUUGUCGUCUAAAGAUCAAGCGUUUCCUGAUCCUGACACAUCGGAAAUUCUUCUGUGUACUCUCACUUACAAUAAAGCCGGUAAAGUUUUGACAAUUGAUCCAGAUAUUAAUAAUGAUCAAGAUGAAGCCUAUUCUAUUGAAAGCAUUGGAAUGAAUUAUGACUAUUGGAUCGAACAUAUUUAUGAAUACCCAGAUGAUGACGUGAUCGUUAAUAAUAAUUUACAGCAUGAAAUACCGGAGAUUUAUCGACAAGAUAAAAUAAUUUCAGAUAUCGAAUUACCACCGGCAAAUAUUUUACGAUUAUUUUUGACAUUUGAUUUUAUUGGAGCACAAGAUUUUUGUUACAAUUCGAUAUUUAUUACAUACACUAUCGAUUUGCCGAAAUAUUGGAGCACAAAUAAUCGGGAUAAACUGUACGGACGAACACAGAGAUGUAAAAUGAUAAAUAAAUCGGCUCAUUUUAGUUAUCUAGCUGAAAUAACACUUGAUCUUGAUUUAAAUUAUUUGAACGAGACUGUGCCCUCGUGGCCUUAUUUACUUAUUUCCGUAGGCUCUUUCGACAAUUGGACAAGAUAUCGAAUAGAAGGCUACACAUCAAUGCCUUUACCAUCGGCAUCUGGGUCCUAUGAAUUUCGAUUACGGACUUGGAGGCCGGUUUAUGGAAUCGUUAAUGCACUGAGAAGAUUUUUUACUGGUGGUACUGCUGAGCUAGAAGAUAUUACGUAUAGUGGGAUACCUCGGGAUCAUGAAGGAAGUAAGUUGGAUAAAAAAGAAUUGAAAGUUGUACCCAGUGGUACUGUCGAUUUGCGGGUUAAUAUUAUACAGCAGAAUAAUAAAAUUAAUAGUAAAAGUCGGUCUAAAUAUCAAGAAAGAUUGAAUUCUGGUAUGUUAAUUAACACUGUUAAUAGUGUGCUUGAACAGUUUAAAGCUGCGAGAGAGCGGAUGAUUCAAGCGAGAUCUGAUAGAAUAAUUUUGUAAUAUUUUGCUUUAUUGUUUAUUGAUGAUUAAUUUUCCUGUGUAACAAAAAUUCGUUUUAAAAAAAUUACAAAAAAGUUCGAUUUGUAGAACUUCUAAACUUGAGACGGAUUAGAACUUUGAGGGGAACUUUUGUAAUUUUGAUAGUAAACACAAAAUGUAUGUGAGCGAAAUUUGAGUAAAAAAAAGAACAUUUUUGAAACGUAUUUUUAGUUCAUACUCUGGUUCAGAAAAAGUUCAAAAAUCUCAAACUUGGAACUUUUUAUGAACGUUUUUUUUUACUUUUAUGGAGAUGGUUUCUAAUGAGAUUUUUUCGGAACCAGGGUAUAAUGUAAAGGGCUAAAUUAUUUUUGUUUGAAAUACUAUGGUGUCAUAGUGAAGCCGGACCAUUUUGGUCACUUGCAAAAAUUUAAAUAAACACGUAGAAAAAUUACUAUGGCCAUAGUAAAUUUGACAAAUUACUGUAACCAUUUUUAAUUUUACUAUGGUAAUAAUAAAUAAAUAAAAAGUCAUAGUAUUUUUUUCAUGUGUUUAUUUCAAUGUCCGAAAAAUGGUCAACGUGGCCCGGCUUUACUAUGACACAAUAGCAUUUUAAACAACAAUAAUUUCUCCGUGUAAUAAAAAUACGUUUUGAAAAAUAUGUUUUAAAAACAUUCCUUUUUUACUCAAAAUUCUAACAUAUAAAGUCCUUUUUUGAUACUUUUUUUUCAGUAUCAAAAUUACAAAAAUUCAAAAUAAGUUCCUCAAAGUUCUAAUCUGUCUCAAGCUUAGAAACUCCGGAUUUCGAACUUUUUUUAAAUCUUUUUGUAACUAAAUUUUUUUACGCGGGCUCCGAAUAAUUUUUGUACAAUUUGAAAAAUAAAAUUAAUUAUUUACUUAUGUUGGAAAAAUAUUUUUUUAUCAUUAGACCAUUAUUGA
Microplitis mediator is the source of this 2743-nucleotide messenger RNA. RefSeq names its product tectonic-like complex member MKS1 (gene Mks1). The transcript has 5 exons. Gene Ontology annotation, biological process: cilium assembly. Gene Ontology annotation, cellular component: MKS complex. Lineage: Eukaryota; Metazoa; Arthropoda; Insecta; Hymenoptera; Braconidae. Bases 305 to 1828 code for a protein of 507 amino acids. The record is from RefSeq and is a predicted model, not a curated record.